AUGCAGUCCCUAACCCCAGAUGUUGGUUCAGUAGGCCAAUGUGUCCGAACUCUCAAUACCUCCAAAGAGAAGGAGGUGACCAAAGCUCUACACACACUAACCAGUUACCUGGACAGUGAGUCUCAGAGUACAAUCCCCUCAGCUCAGCAAGCAGAGUUCAGUCGAGUCCACUACACCCGGGCCCUACAGUUUCUCAUCAUUAACAUCAAUGCUGAUUGGUUCCAGCUUCUUUCCCGCUGCCCAGCGCACAGAAUUGUGUUAGUGCUGAUGGAUGGUAGCUGAUCGUCUAUCUCCAGCAGCCCCAGUGCAGGUCUGGACCGUUUGGUUAGCAUCCUAGAGCAUCCUAGAAGGUUCCUUCAGAGCGGUCCUCUGACAGUCCUACUGUGGUCCCGCUGUCAGGUGACUGGUCCCCGACUGGUGGCUCUGCCUGACCUGACUGCCAACCAGUUGCACCACCACAACAAGACCCUCUUCCUCCCCCAGCUGUACUACCUACUAUUGGCCAGAGGAAUGCUCACCGCGCUGGAGAGAACCUGCCAGGCUUUGAGAGAUGGAAAAUACUGCUCCCUGACGUUUUUCGCCAAGGCACUGGGCAAGGCCUGUGUUCAGGGACAUGGUGCGGUGACAAAUGCGGACACGUCCGGGACCAUGGAAGGCCACCAAAAGCUCUGUCGCACAAAGGCCAGGGUCCGACGGGUGCCCGGAUGGCAGGCCAGCCUGGAGGAGUGGGCCCACUCCAGGACCACGAAGCGGACAGUGUCGGGAACGGACAUCCGUGAUUAUGAGCUCACCCCUUAUGACAUGUCAGCUGACCAGGAGAUGAACCCAAACCGUUAGCCCGUCGCUGGAUACUUCUUCUUCUCCCUGCUCAGGAACUAUGACGUGCCUCCGAUGACCUUUGACUUGCUGGGCAUUGACCACCUGGUAAUGGGGAGACUGAUCCACACGCUGGCCCUUCUGAUGCACCUAGCAGUCAAUGCUCCUGUGGCCACUUAGAUGGGCAGAGCUCUGUUGGACUUUGUCUGGGCUGUACGCUACCGCGUUGACCAGAUGGUCUGCUCUGUCUUUCUGAGCAUGCCAAGUCAGAGUUUGCUGGUGGAGCUCCGUGAUCAGCUCUUUGAGACAAGAGCAUGGCUGGCAGAUGUAGCUGAAGGGGACCCUGAUGCAGACUGCGGGAACCUGGCCGUGCAGAGCCUGGUGCUGCUGGAGAAUAGUCUGAAGACUGGAUUGGACCCUGCUCCACUGGGCUUGCUGUCAUAA
Salvelinus fontinalis (brook trout) is the source of this 1260-nucleotide messenger RNA. RefSeq names its product TEL2, telomere maintenance 2, homolog (S. cerevisiae) (gene telo2). The record is from RefSeq and is a predicted model, not a curated record. Lineage: Eukaryota; Metazoa; Chordata; Actinopteri; Salmoniformes; Salmonidae. Gene Ontology annotation, cellular component: cytosol. Gene Ontology annotation, biological process: telomere maintenance via telomerase; protein stabilization. Gene Ontology annotation, molecular function: Hsp90 protein binding; telomeric repeat DNA binding.